Glossina fuscipes is the source of this 5379-nucleotide messenger RNA. It is a transcript of the gene Hcs, whose product is annotated as biotin--protein ligase. The transcript is spliced from 15 exons. The record is from RefSeq and is a predicted model, not a curated record. Gene Ontology annotation, biological process: protein modification process. Lineage: Eukaryota; Metazoa; Arthropoda; Insecta; Diptera; Glossinidae. Gene Ontology annotation, cellular component: cytoplasm. Bases 251 to 3733 code for a protein of 1160 amino acids. Gene Ontology annotation, molecular function: biotin--[biotin carboxyl-carrier protein] ligase activity.
UAAUGUAAUUUUACAGCAAAAUUGUUACCUUAGUUGCGUACAGUGUCAGAACUCUUUCAGAUAUUUGAACCCUGUAUUAACCAUCUUACAAUUACUCUUUACAUCGUAUUGAAAAAUUAUCAUUUCCCAUAUCCUUGAAGCUCUUUCUGAUCACGAGACGUCACCAUUCCUCCUCCACUUGUUCAAUUAAUAGUUGAAGUGAAAUCUAAAGUGUCAGAAAUAACUAAACGAAAAAAAAACCGACUUGAUUAUGUUAACAUUGUAUUACGUGAGUGCUACAUUCUUACAUUCGUGGCGUAUUAAUAAGAUUUGCCAGAAAAUUACCGAACAAUUAGCUCAACAUGCUAGUAUUACAUUUUACGCGUUGCCUAAUUCAACAAAUGAUGGCUUUGGUAUAAAUAUAAAUCAUGCUUUCUUGGCUACCUCUGAAUUGUGUUCUAAUCGAAGUUUGGCUAAAGUAUCACAAAUUUUAUGGUUACACAACAAUCAUAGAGGAUGUUGUUUGCAGCCAUUACAAUCUAUACCCGUGACCCCAUGGAUUACAUUUUCCGAAACCUCCGGCUUACAACCUUUCGCAUUUGAUGAAACACCUGAGCAAGUACUUACAAGCUUGGAAACCAAACAACAAACGAAAUUGCGUCUGUUGAUAGAAACUGAAAUUGAACCAUGUUUUAAAUCAGAAAUGAAUAACGACAUUGUCAGGAUUGAAAACUAUGGUAAGCUGUUAGCUUGGAAAAUAGAUUCUCAUUUGGCGGUAUUGGUUGAAACCAACGUUGAGUAUUUUACCAAACUCUUAAUACACACAUUUUUACAAAACAAUUUUCUCAUUAACGAUCAGCUGACUCUCCUAAGGAUCGAGUCUGUCAGAGAUGAAGGCACACCUCAACCAUAUUCUAUGCUUUCCAGUCAUCUACGUAAACCCACGCGUACUAUUAGUAAGAUGCAACCCAUGGAAUGGCCCAAACAUUUAGAAGAUUUAAAGUCUUUAAGUGUUUUAGCCAAUCAGGCUACAGAGUAUGCCUAUAACAAGCACCGCACUGAAGCUAAAACCGGGAUAAUCAAACCGGACUUAAUUCCUCAAGAAAAACGUGUGGCUAAAGAAAAUAAACCAAGAGAAUCUCCUAAUAAAAUUUCUAAGGUCGAAGGUAAUGAGAAAUUAGAAAAAAAAUCUGAGGAGUUAAGGAAUUAUUUAAAGCAAGACAUCCCGCUAGAGGAACACGAACGAAAAUCCCAACUUAUUAAAGAAACAAAAGGUCUAAUAAAAGCGGAGGAAGUCAAGACAGGGGACACGUCAAUAACAGAGAGAAAACCGACUGGAGCCAUACCUAAAGUUUCGAUAGAAGCUGAAAACCUUAUAUUACCUGAAGCAGAAGACUUGAAAAACCAAAUUAUGAACUUAGAGGGGUCAAUUAUAGACGCCAAAGCGACACCUACAAAUCAAAGCGCUGAUUCCAGUACAACAAUAGUAAUUAAAAGUCCCAGUAACAUCAGAGCUAAGCCAACGGAAAUCAAAAAGCCGGGAACUGCAGAUGAACAACGUUUAAAAUUAAAUAAAGCUUCCACUGAUCCGAGCAAGAAAUCUAGCGAGCUGGAGAAAAUUGCUGCUGCCAAGGUGGCUGAACGUUCUAAGUCGAAAUCUCCGGUAGGUAAAGAUGCGGAAAAAUCGGCCACUGGCACUCAGGUCGCAGCAAAAGCGAAAACAAAUGAAAGAGCUAAGUCAAAAUCACCAGAAAGACCAAUAACGCGAAAAUGCAAUGAAAAUAUGACUACUACAAUCAGUAAAAUGGCUUUGAAAUCUGAAGUAGCUCCAUCUCCGCCAGGUUCUCUUAGUAAGUCUAUAAAGACGGUUAAUAUUCCGGCAACCCCUUCGCACAUUAAGGGCACUAAUAAGCGUCCUAGUGUAAAACGGCUUAAGGAUAAUUUGACGGAAUGUAAACCUCCAAAUGUUUUAGUAUAUGCUGAAAGUGCAAGCACACGUCAGAGUGCAAUGGGAGCUCUGCAAGAUAAUUUAGCUGAGAAUGCUAUGAGUUUUCCUUGCAGUUACACCAUUUACAAUUUGACUGAAGAAAUUGUAGAAAAGAAAUGUUGGCCUGAUACCACAUUCCUCUUAGUAGUAUGUGGUCCAAUACCGGCGGCUUUCGGAGAAAUAUUUGUUGAUUACUUUUUACGUGGUGGAAAGGUGUUGUCACUAUGUUCGGAUGUUUUGCAUUUUAUAUUGCCCAACUAUCGUACAGCUGAGGUACGUGAACAUGAAUUAGUUCAGUUCUCUUAUGAUAAAUGGCACAAAGUUAAAAUGAUGCAUCACAUCUUUUGCUAUCAACCGUCACCCGUGCGAAAGAACUUCUCUACGGAGAGCGAUGAAGGUUCAAGUGCAAAUUCUCAACAUCCAGCUUUAGUGUGUCUACCAAGGUCCAUUGAAUUGAUGGAUUUGCAAGGUAUUGCUCAUCAACUAGAUGUUAAAGUCCUGGGCACCGAGGAAACUUGGAAUACCCCUAGCUUAUUGUUGGCUCAGAAUAGAAAAAACGGUGGCGUUGCGGUAUUUUCUCAGGUGCAUUUGGAAAUUAAUCCAAAUGAAUUUGAAGCCGAUGAAAAUAAAUAUCGUACAUUAAAACAAAAUGAAACUAUACGUCAUGAGAUCUUUAGCGAUCUUUUAAGAACGCAUUUAGGCUUAAAUGUAAAAUCAGAGAACGAUUUCAAUGGAUUGACUAUGAAAACCGUAUUUCAAAAUGCUUACUUUUUGGGCAAACAUGAGGCCAAAUUCGAGUUAUUGGAAAAAUUGAAAGAAAAAUGUGAUCAAAAUAAUUUAAUCCAUACACCGAAGUUAACUCUGAAAUUUUGUGGACCCAAUGAAAAUUUGCCGAAACCUGCCAACGAUAUGCUUCCUAUACUAAUACACUCAUGUCCGGAAGAUUUCUCUACGGUCGAUUAUUUUGAGAAUUUAAAAACUUCGUACAUUGGACGUUUGGUGAUUUAUGCUCCGAUUCUGAGCAGCUCUCAGCAUGUAGUUAAAGAUUUGGAUUUAACUGACGGUAUUGUGGUCAUAGCACGUCAACAAACUGCUGGAAUGGGUCGCGAUAAAAACCAGUGGCUUAGCCCUCUUGGCUGUGUUAUGUUUUCUUUACAAAUUCGGUUACCUCUGAAUACACCUCUGGGGAGGCGUUUACCUUUAGUACAACACAUUGUAGCUGCCGCAAUGGUUAACGCUCUCAAAUGCCAUGAGUUGUAUAAGAAUUUGGACAUACGCCUAAAGUGGCCUAACGAUGUGUACGCUUACGGAAUUAACAAAAUCGGUGGCUUGUGUUUGCAUACUUUUUUAACGCAUGAAGCCGUCGUCAAUGCCGGAUGCGGUCUUAACCUAGACAACGAUAUACCGACUACUUGUAUCAAUGACAUGAUACGUGAUUAUAAUCGUGCAAAUCAACAAAAAUUGCCGACAUUAAAAUAUGAAGAGCUGUUGGCACUGAUAUUCAAUGAAAUUGAGAGGAUUUUGGAAUUAGUAAAAAGUGGAGACUUUGAAACGUUCUAUAAAUUGUAUUAUUCGCUAUGGUUGCAUAGCGAUCAAGCUGUUUCAAUUUGUGAUGAGAAAGGUUCUAAGAAAGAGGCUCGAGUCAUGGGAAUUGACGAUAGUGGUUAUUUAAAAGUUAAAUUAACAAACGGCGUUCUUGAGACCGUUUAUCCCGAUGGCAACAGUUUUGAUAUGUUAAAAGGUUUAAUCAUGCGUAAAGUUUUUUAAGUGUGAAACAAAAAAGGAUAGAAAAAAUUUCCUUUAAGGUGCAUUUAAAUAUAGUAUUGAACUUGAGUAGUCAGGCCAUAUUUUAAUCUAUUAUCUAUGUAAUAUAUGACGAAAAAGUAGAUUUAUAUAUGUAGAUACAUUUAGUUCAAAUACAUUUACAAAACUUUCAAUCAUUGUAGUUAGCCGAAAUUGUUUUUACAGCUUAGUACUUAGUUAUAAAAGAAGUAAUUAAUUCUUGAUUAACAAAACUUUCCAGCUCUAGUCAUUUAAAUCUAAAUAAAAGGUUCUUCUCUGUAUUUAUAUAUAUAUAUAUAUAUAUACAAAGCUUGUGUUAUCUGUGAAAAUAUAUUACCUACAGAAAGAAGACAACACCUUUUUAUUAAUAAAUAGAUUGAAUGCAAAACUAAAUACCGGUAGCCAUAAGUUACGUUUUUGCAUUGAUUGUCCUAUUAUCAAAUUCUACAUAUUGGACUUAGCUUUAAAGAAAACUUAUGCGCAGCAGGCUCUAUUUCCGCCAAUAUAGAUUUAAACAUAGAUUUAAAUAUUCUGGCAACAUUGAAAAACAAAGGAAAAAACUUGAAGUUUAAAGCCGACGGUAUGAUUUAUAAGUAAGAAAUACGUUUAAAAGCGCUUGGCGAAGAUCUUAAAAAACUUCUUAUUGGAAAAAAAAUCAUUGUCAUCAUUAUCGGCUGCGUAGAUGUUGCAAAAUAAAUCGACAUCCACCUAAACGUCUUUCAAACAUGUGGGAUUAAUCCGCCGUGGGCCUUAAACGACAACGUUUGCAACGUUUCACUGUUAAUAAGCAAAAAAAGCACACCAAAUCUCCUCUUCACAGGACUAAUCACAUCUAAAAAUAAUCUUUUGGAAAUUAACAUCAUUGGAAACUGGCAUCCUCUUUUUGCAGAUGAUUCUAAAAGUGAUGACUUGUCCGCUGCGUACAUGGUCGCAGAUGCAGCAAGCCAAGUCCAAACUAAUCACAUCCUACACCUAUGUCCAUCAAUAUUCACAGCUGAAGUUGGAUCUAUUCUUCAGGCCAUGAGCCUUGCUCACAAAGCUAAACUUAAAGCUGUUGACGUUCAUAAAAGCUAUCUGUAACCCCUUAAAUUGCAACCGAAACACAACCAAAGCAGAAAUACUAUCGCCGCACACGGAGACAAAACUAAUAUUUUUUGGUUUCCAAGGCAUUUCGGUGUCUUGAGAAGGCAGACUUAGCAGCCAAAUCGGCAGCUUCCGAACCUUUAAUUAUGGACGACACAAUAGAAAAGUUUGAUCUUCAAAAGUAUAUUAGGAAAAAGUUUAAAGAGAAAAAUGACAAAAAAAAUUCGAGAGUACUAUCAUAGACAGUACUCGUACGUUAAUCCGAAUCUCAUUUUAUCUCUAUAGAUAAUCAAUGCCGGAAAAAUCGAGGCCAAAACAUUUGAAAGAAACCGACUUAAGCAUGCGAUUGCAACACAUCGACGUAAAAAUGCUACUCCUUCUACACGCGAUUAAACGUAUACUAUGUGAACGCCAAAGCUUUUCUAAUAUUUAAAAUACCUUUAGAACUUAGCCUCAACAAAAUUUUUAACUUUAUUAAAGCGACUAAACUAUUGAUCUAAUCUACCUAAAGAAAAAGAGACUAGAUUUAGUUGCUAGUGCUCAACCUA